AAUGUCAACUUGACAUAUCAGUCUUGGUCAUUUGUUGUUACUGUUCCCAAUUUCCCAUUCCAACAAUCGAUUCCCGACAAAAAAGUUAAAUAACUUAUUUACAGAAGUAAUUAACGGGUUAUACUUGAAUACCAAAACUAUCUCCUUGCUAACAAAAUGGAAUUGACGCUUUAGAUAUCCCCUAUCGAGUACUUUGGACUCCCAGUUGAAGACAAGGAAGGUGCAUUGUGAAUCGUGUGCCUGAAAUCGCCAAGUUUUCAUGACAAGAACAACUUCCCCGAUGCAUGUGAGCAUUAGAUCACCCACGACAACAUGUAUGACAUGUUGUCAGAGUUCCGGGUGUCAGAGUUUGAUUCGUUCGUCGACGUGUUUAGAUUAACACCUGGCGAUCCGUUGGACACAUUCGGAGAGAUGUGGUACCCGGUGUUCCUGUGGUCGCUGUGUAGCUCCGUGUUCGUCCACACGUGCGCCGCGUUCGUCGCCUUCGGUACUCUGAGGAAGCACAAGUACGGAAAGUUCUUCCCCGUGCUGCUGAUAGUGAUGGGCGUAGUGUGCCCCGUGACUUCUGGUGUCGUGAGUAGUGCGGCCGUGGCGUUCAUCUACAGGGCGGCCAACCUAGCCAUGCCGCCCAUACACGCCAUGGUGUGGGGCAUUGGACAGACAGUGCUCGGUGCUGGUAUCGGUUUCACUAGGAUUCUUGCAACAUUGUAAUUUUUUUAUAUUUAAGGUACAAAAUCAAAUUAGUUCAAUACAUUGUAGCAAUGACGAUGCCUUUGUAAUAUUAGUCAUUGCUAGGGAAAAAGUGGGAAGUCAAUUAUAUUAUAAUGGAAAUAUAGUAUGUUACUUAACCUGUAAUCUUAUAGGUUUAUGAAUUGCUUCAAAUAUACUUGUUGUUAUUAGCCUAAUGAAAUACUCUUAAAAUAUGUAAAUCUUUACCAAUACAAAAAAAAUACAAAACAGACUUUGUUUGCCUCUUUUCACUUUUCACACUUGUUGGGAUCUGGAAGUAAGGGAGGGAUUCAAAAGCCUUUCAAGUCAGACAUAGAUAAUGGAAAAAGCUAGUACUUUAAUAAAAAUAUAAUAGAUUUUUCACUUCUCUGUAUACCUACCUACUAUUGUAUUAUGUAAUCAUAUUUAUCCACACAAAAUAUACAGUAGAUUAAUCUUUGUAAAAUGUUAAAUGUAUAGCAUCCUUUUUUAUGAAAUCUG
Molecule: messenger RNA, 1209 nt
Organism: Plutella xylostella (diamondback moth)
Lineage: Eukaryota; Metazoa; Arthropoda; Insecta; Lepidoptera; Plutellidae
Product: transmembrane protein 170A
Source: RefSeq, a predicted model, not a curated record